Messenger RNA from Erythranthe guttata (spotted monkey flower), 1458 nucleotides. Lineage: Eukaryota; Viridiplantae; Streptophyta; Magnoliopsida; Lamiales; Phrymaceae. The record is from RefSeq and is a predicted model, not a curated record.
UGCACGGUAGGAGAAGAAAUUCCAGCAGGCGGAGCCACCCGGUCUUCGCCGCAGCCGCAGCCGGAGAUCAGGGCCAACCGCUAUGUUUUCGCGGCGGCGACUCCGUACCCUCAGUCUCAGUCGCAGUACCCUAAUCAUCAUCCUAACGCUCCUCCGCCCCCUUACCAGUACCCCGGUUAUUACCCGCCUCCCCAGCCCGCGGCGAUGCCGAUGCCGAUGCCCCUCCCGGCUCCCUACGACCACCACCACGCGGCGGCGCAUGCCAAUUGGGCUAACGGUCGGUACCCCUACCCCAUGAUGCCGCCUGCGCCUGCUCCGGCUCCGUACGUCGAGCAUCAGAAGGCGGUCACGAUUCGGAACGAUGUUAAUUUGAAGAAGGAAACGUUGCGAAUCGAUCCGGACGAGGAGAAUCCGGGAAAGCAUCUCGUCUCUUUCACCUUUGACGCCACGGUGGCGGGAAGGUAUAACAGGGUUUUCUUUGCGAAAGAGGGCGAAGAUUGUUGCUUGACCCCAACAAAAGAAAACUUACAUCCACCAAUCGUAGUGCAAUUCGAACAAGGUUUAGCUCAGAAGUUUAAGCAACCUUCCGGAACUGGGAUCGACCUUUCGAUGUUUGAAGAUGGAGAAUUGUCGAAAGAAUUGGACAUGGAUGUUUACCCUCUUGCAGUUAAGGCAGAGGCGUCUCCUGAUAACCAGAACGAAAGCUCCGACAGCGGGUCCACAAAUUCCCAAAUAACUCAGGCUGUGUUUGAGAAGGAUAAAGGUGAAUAUCAGCUUAGGGUGGUGAAGCAAAUUUUGUGGGUGAAUGGAAUGAGGUACGAGUUACAAGAGAUAUAUGGUAUCGGGAAUUCUGUAGAGGGUGAAUUUGAUGCAAACGACCCUGGAAAAGAAUGUGUUAUUUGCCUUUCUGAACCACGAGAUACUACUGUUCUCCCGUGUCGACAUAUGUGCAUGUGCAGCGAGUGUGCAAAAGUUUUGAGGUUCCAAACAAACAGGUGUCCGAUAUGCAGACAGCCGGUUGAGCGACUUUUAGAGAUCAAGGUCAGCAGUGGUGGUGAUGAAUGAAUGAUCAAAACUUUGCUGAUGAUGAAUGACUGGGGGUUUUUCUGUAAAGUUUUUGUUUAAUCUACUUUUUUUUUUCUUUUUUUAAUUUACUUGCAUUUGUUUGUUGGUUUGUUUUCUUGUUCUCUUCUUCUUUACCCGUGCUCUCGUUGCCCUGUACUUCCCAAGCUUCAAUAACCAGACUGGAAGCCUCGUUGGUGGGCAAAAAUACAUCUGUAGUACACUAUGAUCUUAUCUUCUUCUCUCGCUCUCUCUCUUUUUCUUUUUCUUUUUCUUUUUUAUAAUUUAUUUUAGUGGAUAUGUUGUAGCUUAUCAAUUCAUUUGAAGAAUGGUUUUGAGAAGCAGUAUUGAUAAUAGAGCCGUUGAAUUCUCGAUAUAUUAUAUUUUCUUCGUGUA